Molecule: messenger RNA, 507 nt
Organism: Nezara viridula (southern green stink bug)
Lineage: Eukaryota; Metazoa; Arthropoda; Insecta; Hemiptera; Pentatomidae
Source: the annotation of a GenBank genome assembly
AUGAGAUAUACGAUAUUCCAGACUGAUACGAUAUUAAAACGCAGUGGAACGACCCGGACCGAAGACAGAGCACAAGAACAGGUUGGAGGAGCCGCUAAGUGGAUACCCUGGUCGGCAACGGUACGCGAGCUUUUACGCAGCCCUUCAUUGAAUGCAGCCCUGCCGGUUGCUGAUACCGGGGAUGAGGAAACGCCAACAGACGCAGUAUCAACAGGAGAAUGGAUUGAGGGCCGGCCAUUGACAGACCAGACAGAUAACCAAUCGCCCGGUUUGCCAGAGAUCUUCCUGAGGUUGAUGUACAUGCCCUCUGGCACAAUGGGGAUAAUUAGCCAGUCAUUCCACUCCCACUUGACAAUGCUAGCUCAGUCUUCUUUGGCAAAUACCCUUGCGUUCUGUCUUCUCAAACAGCCUCUGCCCAACGUCUACCCGGGCUCUCUCAAACCUGGACAAUUACCCAGUUUGAGAAGUCAAUGUAAUACCAACCAGCUAAUAUUAACCAUUGGUUAA